Messenger RNA from Pelagomonas calceolata, 4101 nucleotides. The record is from the annotation of a GenBank genome assembly. NCBI's taxonomy places the organism in Eukaryota, Pelagophyceae, Pelagomonadales, Pelagomonadaceae.
AAACAAGCGUGUGUUUAAGCAGUUAAAUUGCCUCACGCGUGGCGUUAGAUUGCGCAGGAUCGCUGCAGCAAAAAGGUCAUUUGAAACUGCAACGUCUUUGAUCGUUUGACGCUUGCAACACCAAACCCCAGACUGCUAAGAUGUACUCCGUCUUCGAGGAGCACUCGACAGAAGGCCUCACGGAGGACGCCACCGACAGCGCGGAGUCCGUGGAGAGACGGAGAGAAGAGGAAGAGGCGCUCAGGGCCAUUUUCGGGGACGACGCCGUCGCCGUCGAGGAGAGCGUUGAUGCGUUAGGAACGAUACGCAUCACGCUCGAACCCGGGAUCUGGAACGCGGAGGCGACGGCGAUGCCCCGGCUCACGCUCUCGUGCUUGAGGCGACGGGGCUAUCCGGAAAAGCGACCGGUCGAGGUGGACCUGCGCGACACAAAAAACGUGCCGGGCGCGGCCCUGCGCGACCUGCGCGCCGUGCUUAGUAAAGAGGCGCACCAAGCGGUCGGCGAAGUCGCGAUCCACGGCCUCUGCGCGGCCGCCGUCGACGCGCUCGAGGACUUGGAACGGGGCGCGCUGCCGCUCUCGGAGCGCGCGAAGCGCCGCGAGGCCGACGCGGCGCAAAAGGCGACCGAGUCCGAGGCGCGCGCGCGCGCGGCCCAGGACAAGGAGCGCCGCGCCGCGCUCGAGGCCGAGCGCGAGGCGCGCGCCGCCGCGCUGCGGGCCGAGCAGGAGUCGCAGGCGCGGCGCCGGUCCGAGAUGCGCCGGUCCGCGGAGCCGCUCAUUACCGGUGGCUCCGGGUCGUUCAACGACGGCUCGUCGUCGUCGUCGUCGGGCGACGAGCUCGGCGGGCCGCUGCAGUCGCGCUACGCGUCCGACUUCAAAGAAAGGCGCGUUCUCGGGCGGGGCGGCUGCGGGGAAGUGUGCGAGGUCCUGAACCGGUUAGAUAGGAGGACCUACGCGAUCAAAAAGGUGCGCCUCACGGGCGGCGCCUCCCGCCGCGACGCGCGGCGCCAGCUAAGGGAAGUGGAAGCUUUAGCAGCAGCCUUCCACCCGCACGUCGUGCGGUACUACCAGGCAUACGUCCGCGCAGAAAUCAAAGCUCGCCGGUCCCAUAGCGGUUAACCUCCACGCAGGCCUGGAUCGAGGGCCUCGAGGACGCGCCCAUCCAAGAGGAGUUCUCGCUCUUGGACGGCUUUUCGGACGAGGACGACGACAGCGACUCGGACAUCAUCUCGUCGUCGUCGAAUUUGACAGGGAAGCCCGCUACUACGACGCUGUACAUCCAGAUGGAGUUCUGCGCGGCGACGCUGCGCCAGCUGAUCGAUACAAGACGUUUAGAACAGCGGCGCGACGACCAGUGGCGAUUGCUGCGGCAGAUUUUACUAGCCUUACAAUACCUGCAUGACAAGCUCUUGGUGCACCGCGACUUAAAACCUGCAAAUAUCAUGCUGGAUGCCCAGGGAAAUGCUAAAUUAGGCGACCUCGGCCUCGCGACGACGAUCCGCGACCGCGACGAGCAAAUCACGCGCCAGCUCUCGCUCGUCGACGAGGACGACGAAAGCGCCGCGAACGACGACACGGCGACGUCGAUGACGCGCGGCGUCGGCACGUUUCUGUACCGGGCGCCGGAAGUCGCGCAGCACAGGGCCUACGACAGCGGCGCGGACAUGUACUCGCUGGGUGUUGUGGCCUUCGAAUUACUUAGAGGCGCGCCUUAUGGGACGGCGAUGGAGCGCGUCGAGUCCAUCCAGGCGCUGCGCAAGGCGGGCGAGCGCGUGCGGAGCAGUGGGAUGGAAGACUGCUUCGACGCUGAUACGGACGGUCGCGUCCGGGAGUUGGUGUUGGGGCUCGUGCGGGCCGACCCCGCGCAGCGGCCCUCGGCCGCGGAUUUGCUGAACGGGCCCCUGCUCCCGGCGCCGCGCGAGCUCUCCACCGAAGUCCUGGACGCCGCUACAAGCGCUUUGCGCAACCCCCUCAGUCCGGCCCGCGCGACUUUACUGGAUGCCCUCUUCGGCGCGCCGACGUCCGAGCUCGUCGACGUGGCGUACGACCAGAACGAGCGCGGCGCGUUCUCAUUGAUGGCUUUAAGGGACGCGCGCGCGCGCGAGGCCGCACGGAGACGCGUCGUUGAUCAGUUGGAGAAGGCCGGCGCCGCGCCCCUGGACGCGCCUUUAUUACGUCCGAAGCCGCCGCCGCGCGACGACAUUGAUGAUGGAGAUGAGGUCGUCCUCGUCGACGCGAGAGGCACGUCCGUGCUCCUGCCGCGCGAGUCGACGACGUCCUUCGCGCGGCGCGUCGCGCGCUCGGCGCUGUCGCGCCGGAAGGCGCGCGCCAGCUUCGGCACCUGCAAGCGGUAUGCCUGCGCCAAGGUAUUCGCGCCGACGGCCGCGGGCCCACCCCAAGAACGCUUGGAAAUAGCCUACGACUGCGUGAGCCGCGCGGCGCCCGAGGCCGUCGUUUGUGGGGAGGCCCUGGCGCUGUGUGUCGACGCCUGCCGCGCGGCAUCAGACGACGCGGACCUGGCCGUCGAGGUGCGCGCGUCGCACGCGAGUCUGGCCCCGGCGCUCGCGGGCCUGCGCCAGACGGCGCCGCCGAAGAUCCGCGACGCAUUGGAUGCCCAGGGCGGAAUCCUGCGGGGCGGCGCCGUGCAGGCGCUCGAGCGCCUGCGUUCUCUGUUGCGACGGCCCGUGUCCGACGUGGCGAAGCGCUUCGAAGGGUGUCGCAGAGAUGCUGCGGGCGCCGUCCGCGAUCUCUUCGACGCCGUGACCUGCGCGGCACUCGCGGGCAUCGAGGACGCGGACGACGCGCUGCAGCACGACGAGGCCGAGGCGGCACUCCCGAUCAGUCGCGUGUCGUCGUCGCCGCAGUCCUGGGACCAGCGCGGGGGGCACAUGCGCCACCGCUCGUCGAUCCCGGACGAGAACGACGUCGACGCCGUGCGCAAGGCGGCGCGCCGGUGCUCGCGGGUCGAGGCCUCGACGACCAUUCUCGUUGAUGAGUCUCUAGUCGCGGCGGCGCCCUACGAGGGCGUCUUCUUUGAGGUACGGGCGAACGACCGCGUCGUCGCUGUCGGUGGAUGCUAUGGCGACGUUGUGGCUAGGAAUGUGGCGCCGGUGGAGCGCGCGUCGCUCGCGGACGCGGCGGUCGUCGCCGCCGGCUUCCGCCUCGACCUGGACGCGGCGCGCCCGUCCGCUGAGGACAUCGAGGCAGCCAAGGCGGCCGCGGAGAGCGAGGGGCGCGCCGUCGCGACGGAGGCCUCGCUGGACGUGCUCGUCGUCGACGAGGAUGGCAACCUACGUCGCGCGCUCGCGGUCGCCGCGGCGUUGCGCCGCCGCGGCUUCGCUGCCGACAGUGUGACGGCCGAGCGGGUCGAUAGGCACCGGCCGGCGCCGCUCGCGCGCGCCGCGGCCGCGGGCGUCCCGUGGCUCGCCCAGGUCUACGGCGACGGCGCGAUACAGCUCGCCGACGCCAAAGAGGCCCGCCCGCCGGUCGUGUGCGACGACGUCUCGGCCGCGGCGGACGCCCUCUCCAAAUUAGUGAGGACGAGCGACGACGUAGAAGUGGCCGUGCGCGCGGGCAUCGCCGCGGGCGCGGGCAUCGCGCGCGCCCUGGCCGCCGACGACCACCACGACAAGACACUUGUGCCGUAUGUGCACUGCGCGGCUCCAACAGCGCCGCGGCGCGCCGACGUCGCGGCGCGCUGCGUCUCGGCGCUCGAGGCCGCGGGCCUGCGACGCGUGCGCCUCGUCAAGCACGGCGAGGGCUCGCCGCGCUGCGUGUCCGUCGACGCGAAGCUCGCGUCGCUCCGCGCCGUCGGGAGCCGCCUGUCGGCCGCCGAGGGGCCCGACGACGUCGCCGACGUCCAGGCGGAUUUAGAUAGGGACAAGCAGAACAAGGACCGCCUGGCGCUCCAGUCGUUCGUCAAGGAGUGCCAGGCGGCGGCGGGCGGCGCCACGCACGGCCACGUCCUCGUCUACGCGUACUCGGUGCCGGACAACGCGCUGGACCUGGUCCCGGUGCCGUGUGUUGCGGCCUACUCCGGCGGCGGGUCGCGGCGUCAUGGCUCGAAGAAGGGGAAGCGGCGGUCGUAGUUGUGUUUUGUGUG